AUGAAUGCCGACGCAGAAUACCUAGACAGGCGCAAGUAUUGUCGAUUCCAUCGCGACCACAGCCAUAAUACGAGUGACUGCGUGGAUCUCAAAGACGAGAUUGAAACUCUCAUCCGCAAGGGUCAUUUGAGUCGAUAUAAAAAAGAAGAUAGAACGGCUCAGAGAGAAGAGCAGCCGAGCAAAACUAUAGAAGAAUCGGUCGAAAUUCGCAUCAUCUUCGGCGGUUCGUCCGGUGGAGGAGACUCAAACAGGGCCUGUAAAACUCAUUCCCAAAAGUCCGACCCAGAGCAUUAUGUCCACUUGACUGAGCGGCCAAAGAAAGAGCUUCGAGUCAAUCCUUGUAACCUUACCUUCACAGAAGAUGAUGCGCGCGGGAUCCAGCAUUCGCACGACGAUGCCUUGGUGGUGACUAUGACCAUAGUCAACCACAAAGUGUACCGCAUCCUAGUCAACACCGGGAGCUCAGCUGAUAUUAUCUACUCGGAGGCCUUCGAAAGAAUGGAAAUUCCAAGGUCGCACCUCAGACCUGUGAAGACUCCCCUGCAUGGCUUUGUCAGAGAAAGGGUAAUCUUUGAAGGAGCCAUCUCCCUCCCUGUGACCGUAGGAGAAGGACGACAUCAAGUUACUCUCCUGGUGGACUUCCUUGUCAUCAAUAUGCCAUCAGUGCAUAAUGUCAUUUUGGGCAGACCUUCUCUCAACGCAAUGAGGGCGGUCGUGUCCACAUACCAUCUAAUGAUGAAGUUCCCUGCUGAAGGCGGAAGCUAUCUCCGAGGUGAUCAACGCGAGGCUCAGAAAUGUUAUGUGAUAGCAGUAAAGAAAUGGUCAGUGAAGCAAGCUCUCACCAUUAACUUCCUUGAUCCUAGGGGACCCACAAAGGACUCAUUUGUGGAAGACUUGGAGGCCGUGCUGCUCGAUGGAGUAGAUCCGAGCAAGACUAUUUAG
This is a messenger RNA of Magnolia sinica, 942 nucleotides long. RefSeq lists its product as uncharacterized. The transcript has a single exon. Lineage: Eukaryota; Viridiplantae; Streptophyta; Magnoliopsida; Magnoliales; Magnoliaceae. The record is from RefSeq and is a predicted model, not a curated record. Bases 1 to 942 code for a protein of 313 amino acids.